GCUCGGGCCGGCGCGCGUGGGUGCGACGGAGACAGACGGCCGCUGGGCGGGGCGAAGCGACAGCCAGGGUCCGAGCCGGGGCCAGAGCCGCCCGGCUGAUUGUGCCGUGUUUGAGUUGAGAGCAAGCAGACAGCUAAUAUAGACGUGUCCUCGGCGAGUGUCACUUCCCUCCUCCGCCAGUCCGUCUGACUCCGUCACUCCGAGUCGCGCGGUGUUAGUGUGAACAUGUGUGCCUAAGGCGCCCGAGGCAGUGCUCCAGUGCUUCCCAGUGCAUCCCAGUGCAUCGCAGUGCAGUGUACCAUGGCUUUGGAGACGGAAAGGUGCUCACCCAGCAGCGCGACCAGCGCGUCCAGCCCCAGUCCGGGGCCCAACCAGCACGGCGUGCAGCACCAGCGGCCCGCGCUGCCCUCCUCGCCGGCCCAGCAGCAGCGCUCGCCCUGCACCUCGCCGUCGACGUCCCCCGGAUGUACGUCCCCGGGCAUCUCACCCUCCUCACCGGUGAUCAUCCCCAAGACCGAGAUCGUGGAACACGGUGAGCGGUCGCCGUGCAGCCCGUCGCCGCCGCGGGCUUCGUUCUCCAUCAUGCACAAGGAGCGCACCAUCGCGCACCCGCGGCCGCUGCCGGCCGUGCCCGCCCCCGCCGUUUACCUGCCGCCGCCCUUCCAGGAUGCCUUGGACUACAGGCUUCUGGCCAGAGGACACAUCCACCGGCCUUUCCUGGACCACCACGGCGCCCUGGGCCCGGCCUUGCAGGGCCCCCUGGGCCUGCACCCGCUGCAGCAGCUGCAGUACGUGCACCCCGAGUUGUACCACCCCGUGCCCCUGCUGCACUCUAGUCAGCCCCCGAUGGAACUGCUGCGACCGCUGCAGCCCGAGCCCCCACUACCCUUCUCCGUCGACAACAUCCUGCGACCCGACUUCGGACGCACAGCCGUCAAGAGGAAAAGCAGCGUCCUGGACGCGCCCCUCUCGUCGGCGGGGGUCCUGACGCCGUCCAGCCUUCCCAAUGGCCUCCCCGGCGUGCCCGCCCGGCCCGCCGCCGUCCCCAAGGCCGCGAAGAAGCCCCGGACAGCACCGCCGGUACCCAUCCCCGCGCCGGCGCCCACGACGGCCACCCCCGCGGUCAGCCCGGCCAAGAGCAUAGCCUCGGACGUGACGUCCACCAGCGGCGACGACGCCUCCAAGGACGGCGAGGACAAGAGCAAUAUGUGGCCCGCCUGGGUCUACUGCACCCGCUACUCCGACCGACCUUCCUCAGGUCCCCGGUCGCGGAGGAUGAAGCGCAAGGAGAAGCCCACCCCGGAGGAGAAGAGGCCGCGGACGGCGUUCAGCGGCGAGCAGUUGGCGAGACUGCGGCACGAGUUCGCAGAGAACCGCUACCUGACCGAGCGGCGGCGCACCGAGCUGGCGCGCGAGCUGGGCCUCAACGAGGCGCAGAUCAAGAUCUGGUUCCAGAACAAGCGGGCCAAGAUCAAGAAGGCGACGGGCUCGAAGAACCCGCUGGCGCUGCAGCUCAUGGCGCAGGGCCUGUACAACCACACCACCGUCCCCAUCGACGAGGAAGAGGAGGAGGCGCAGAACGCCAUGAUCCUGGCGGCCCAGCAGCGGCAACAGCAGCAGCAGCAGGCCAUGUAGUGCGUCGAGGAGGAUAAGGACGAUCUGUGAGCUCGCCUGAGAAGUGACCUCCCACAUGAGUGUGACGCCUGGUGCCACAAGAGGUUCGACUGGCCAAGCAACCUCUUCUUUGUUUUUGUUGUUGCUAUGAGGUUGUGAGGAUAUAUUUGCCGCCAUUCGUGGGACCUUGUCAUCAACCAGUUGCAUGCUCAUGUAUAGAAACAAGGCUGAUCUUUUUCUUUCUAAUUUAAGUGUCCAUUGCGGUUAAUUAUAGAAUGUGUUGUAGUUUGUUAAAUUUUAAUGGUAUGAAGUACUUUUGUGUAGCGUCUGUGUGAUCAAUGAGCGUACGCGCUGUGUUUUCUAUGCAACAGGAUGGAGUGUUGGAGUAGUGUCCUGUGUUUUACCAAAGAUAAAUGUUAUUUAGUAUUUAUAUGAAAAUUAUCUGACACGUUGUGGCUUUAAUACUGUAAGAUCGUUUAUUGACGUGCCAAACUUAAUUUAUUACUGACUGCUGAGCGUACAUUUCGUAAUUGUGUGAUAUCUUUGAUUCUACAUAAAUAUAAAUAUAUAUAAAUAUUACUGAGGAAGGAAAUAUAAUUAACUUUAUUCGAGUUAUCUGUGUAUACAUAAGAAUAGAUGAACUGCCUAUCUAUUAGGAGAAAACCUUGUAAAAUGCUACAAUAUUUAGAAAAGCAAAACCAAAUGUACAGUGUACCAGAAAAGUGACAAACUUGAAAAGGGUUUACGAUAAAAAGAGGGAAUAAUUGUGUGUAAAUUUUCCAAACCUUUUUUAUAUUUGUUGGGAAGACAUCGGAUUGUACAAAGUCCAGUGACAUCAAUAAUAAUAAAACCUUCAUAAUUACAUGUUA
This is a messenger RNA of Frankliniella occidentalis (western flower thrips), 2483 nucleotides long. Its product is annotated as homeobox protein engrailed-2-like. Gene Ontology annotation, biological process: multicellular organism development; regulation of transcription by RNA polymerase II; neuron differentiation. The record is from RefSeq and is a predicted model, not a curated record. Lineage: Eukaryota; Metazoa; Arthropoda; Insecta; Thysanoptera; Thripidae. The transcript has 2 exons. Gene Ontology annotation, cellular component: nucleus. Gene Ontology annotation, molecular function: DNA-binding transcription factor activity, RNA polymerase II-specific; RNA polymerase II cis-regulatory region sequence-specific DNA binding. Bases 301 to 1635 code for a protein of 444 amino acids.